Triticum urartu is the source of this 2369-nucleotide messenger RNA. RefSeq names its product diacylglycerol O-acyltransferase 1-2. Gene Ontology annotation, biological process: triglyceride biosynthetic process. Gene Ontology annotation, cellular component: endoplasmic reticulum membrane; chloroplast envelope. Lineage: Eukaryota; Viridiplantae; Streptophyta; Magnoliopsida; Poales; Poaceae. The record is from RefSeq and is a predicted model, not a curated record. Gene Ontology annotation, molecular function: diacylglycerol O-acyltransferase activity.
GACAGAGGGACAACCCGUGCCGUGCCGUCCGUCCACCGAUCAGAACUCGGGACUCGGAGCCUCGGAACCUGCGCCGCCAGGCAAGGCAGGAGACGCCUGGCGCGCGCCCUCCGCGCACGUGUCGCGCGCAAGUCGGCCGCCUCCCUCCGCUUUCCGCUUUUGCGUGUCAGCCGCGGCGCGGCGGCCACCACCAUCGCAUGUCAAAAGGGAACCCAGACCCGCCACCUCCCCGGCAGCUUCCUCCCUUCCCACGGCGGGCCGCCCACCGAAACCCAAAACCCCGCCCCGAACCUUCCGGAACCUCCCCUCCAGUUCCACCCAUGGCCCCGCCCCCGUCCGUGGCCGCUGCCCACGAUCGCGACGACCCCUCCCUCCGCCUCCGCCGCGCCCCUGCCGCCGACGGCGUCCACGGAGAGGCGGAGCCGCAGGAGCAGCCGCAGCGGCAGCACGAGAUGCCCUGCUACCGGGCGUCGGCGCCCGCCCACCGCCGGGUCAAGGAGAGCCCGCUUAGCUCCGACGCCAUCUUCCGACAGAGCCAUGCAGGUCUUCUGAAUCUAUGCAUUGUUGUGCUGAUUGCAGUGAACAGCAGGCUCAUUAUCGAGAACUUAAUGAAGUAUGGCCUAUUAAUAAGAGCUGGGUUUUGGUUUAGUGCAAGAUCGCUGGGAGAUUGGCCACUUCUGAUGUGCUGCCUCACUUUACCCAUUUUCCCACUUGCUGCACUCAUGACCGAGAAGUGGGCUCAAAGAAAGCUCAUCCGUGAUCAUGUGUCUAUUCUUCUCCAUAUAAUUAUUACAACCACUGUCCUUAUCUAUCCGGUUGUUGUGAUUCUUAAGUGUGAAUCAGCAGUAUUAUCUGGAUUUGUGUUAAUGUUUAUUGCAAGCAUUACUUGGUUGAAGCUUGUCUCUUUUGCUCAUACAAAUUAUGAUAUAAGGGUUUUGUCCCAAAGUAUUGAAAAGGGUGCUACACAUGGCAGUUCUAUCGAUGAGGAAAACAUUAAAGGCCCAACUAUCAACAGUGUUGUGUAUUUCAUGUUGGCCCCAACACUUUGUUACCAGCCAAGUUAUCCCCGGACAGCAUUUACUAGGAAAGGCUGGGUCACUCGGCAGCUUAUAAAAUGCGUAGUUUUUACAGGCUUGAUGGGCUUCAUAAUUGAGCAAUACAUUAAUCCAAUUGUGCAGAAUUCCAAGCAUCCAUUAAAAGGAAAUUUCUUGGAUGCUAUUGAGAGAGUCUUGAAACUGUCAGUGCCAACAUUAUAUGUAUGGCUUUGUAUGUUCUAUUCCUUUUUCCAUCUGUGGUUGAAUAUUCUUGCCGAACUCCUCCGUUUUGGUGAUCGUGAAUUCUACAAGGACUGGUGGAAUGCCAAAACAGUUGAAGAGUACUGGAGAAUGUGGAAUAUGCCUGUUCAUAAGUGGAUCGUUCGCCAUAUAUAUUUUCCAUGCAUAAGGAAUGGCUUGUCAAAGGGUUGUGCCAUUCUCAUCGCAUUUCUGGUUUCAGCUGUAUUUCAUGAGCUAUGUAUUGCUGUUCCAUGCCACAUUUUCAAAUUAUGGGCGUUUUCUGGAAUCAUGUUUCAGAUUCCCCUGCUAUUCUUGACGAAAUAUCUUCAAGAAAAGUUCAAGAACACAAUGGUGGGCAACAUGAUAUUUUGGUUCUUCUUCAGCAUAGUUGGGCAGCCAAUGUGUGUUCUCUUGUACUACCAUGAUGUCAUGAACAGACAGGCUCAGACAAAUGGCUAGUUCUGUUUUAGAAGUGCACUAUAACACAGAUCAUCCGAAGCAAAUUGGCCCGAGGCAAUGGAGCGGCGGCCUCCUUAACGUUUCGCAAUGGGCUGUUAGAGCUAGCUAUGCUACGAAUCCAAGGUUGUCAGCAUGAUAUGUUUCAAUCCGUUCCAGUUAGCUCGCUGUGUUCCAAAUGUAUGAUAUGCCGGCCGGGGUUUGUACCGAAGAUACCCCAGUGAUGAAGCCGAAGAUAACAAGACCUGCCACAUGUGUUUUGUGUAUACUUUUCGGUUCACGUGCCGGCAGAGUUAUGUACAUGAUGCCCUGUUGGAUAUAAAGUGCAUGUGCCCGUAUGAUGCAACCGCAACUCGCCUUUGAGGUCUGGAUGAGCGAAAAGGCUCGCGCUUGGGAGAGUGUACGUACAUAGGACUGACUGCAUAGUCCUGUCACGUUGUUGUGAACCGACGUUGCCGGAAAGAAUAAUGUAGCACCAAUUGCGAGGCAGUUUUGUCGCUCUUGUAAACCUUCUUUUGUGUGUGAAAGCUGGUUCAUGUAAACCCGACCUAGAGCCUCCGUGCUCAAAUGGUGUAACUGCAGCAUGGUCAACCGAGGUUGACUCAUCCAAUUGAUUGAAUUUGGUUGUGUGUCGUAUAA